Equus caballus (horse) is the source of this 1854-nucleotide messenger RNA. NCBI's taxonomy places the organism in Eukaryota, Metazoa, Chordata, Mammalia, Perissodactyla, Equidae. The record is from RefSeq and is a predicted model, not a curated record.
UCUCGGCGCUCGCCUGCUCGGGUCUGGCCGGGCCGGCGGCUGUGGCGCCGCGGCGACAGGGGUCCGGCGCGGUCGGCCGGGCCGGCGGGCGGCAUGGAGGGGCCGCGGGCCGGCGCGGCCGGGGACGUGUCCCUGCACAACUUCAGCGCGCGGCUUUGGGAGCAGCUGGUGCACUUCCACGUCAUGCGGCUGACGGACUCGCUCUUCCUGUGGGUGGGGGCCACGCCGCACCUGCGCAACCUCGCCGUGGCCAUGUGCACCCGCUACGACUCCAUUCCCGUGUCCACUUCCCUCCUCGGAGACACUUCUGACACGACCUCCACUGGCCUUGCCCAGCGCUUAGUUCCUAGGAUCAUUCGGCAUACCACGGCGGAGACUGCCCCGUCUCUGGGAAAUGCUGUGCUGGAGCCCGCACUGAUGGAGAGGAAUUCACUGCAGCACUGAGCUCAGAAAGGACUGGACGCAAGCCAGGGGCAUGAGCCGUUUAUCCCCGCUGCUGCCAUGAGGGAACCUGCCACAGAUUCCAGAGGCGUUAGUAGAUACGCAACAUUUAAAAAAUCCGUUACGGCUCUUAAAAGCGUAUUGUUGGGGAUAAGGUGUUCUGUGGCCACUGAGAGAGCAGUGCAGCGCUGGGCUGCAGUAAAGAGGACCCUGUGUUCAGGUGACAGGAGGUAAUGGUCCCACUGUGCCCUGCAUUGCACAGGCCAGACAGGGCUCAGCUGGCUCGUGUCAGCUCUGGGGCCACAUGGAGGGGCCGGGCCGAGGCGGUCUUGUCUCUAGGAAGGAGCAUCGAGCGGUUUGCUCGCCCCAGAGAGCAGACCAGGCCAGCGGGCAGUGGGCACAGAGAUGUGGACUGCAGUUGGCUUAAGGAAGAACCUUCAGAUGGCGCUGCUCAAGAGUUCUGCACCCCCUUUUAGUGAAGUGACCUGUCUCCCACCAGGGGGAUGUGCUCAGGCAGAGAGAGGCUGAGGGGAGGCUCAGCUCCAGGACAUGGGGAGGUGGGCUCCCGGCUCUGCAGGAGCCUGUGUAUCUCUGGGCUGGCUCUGUAGGUGGCUCUAACUCAGAAAAGCCUGUCCCACAAGGGCACAGGAUACAGGGUCGACAUACGUAAGUCAACUGUAUGUCUACAUGCCAGCAACAAACAAGCCGAAAAUAAGAUUAAGAAAAUUCCACCCACAAUAACAUCACAAGAAUAAAAUACUUAGCAAUAAAUAACAAAAGAAAUGCAAGACUUGCAUGCGGAAAACGACAAAACACGGCUGAGAGAAAAAUUAAGAAGAUAAAAAUAAAUGGAGAGACAGUCCAUGUUCAUGGAUUGGAAGAUUCAAUAUUGUUAAGAUGGUAGUUCUUCCUGAACUGAAUAGAUUCAACACAAUCCUUAUCAAAUUCCCAGAUGAGGACCUUUUUUUUUCCUGUAGAAAAUGAUAAGCUGAUCCCAAGAUUUAUAUGGAAAUGCAAAGGACCCAGAUUAGCCAAAACAAUUUUGAAGCAUAACAAAAUUUGAAGACUCACCCUCCCAACUUAAAACUUCCUAUAAAGCUACGGUAAUUAAGACAGUGUGGGAUUAGUGCACGGGUGGAUCAAUGGAACAGAACUGAGAGCUCGGAAGGAAACCUUUACAUUCAUGGUCAACUGAUUGUUGACAAAGGCAGAUUCAGUGGGGGAAGGGCAGUCUUUUCAGCAAGUGCUGCUGGAUAUGCAGAUGCAAAAGAAUGAAGCUGGACCUUCACUUCACAGCAAAUACAAAACUGAACAAAAAACGGAUCACAGACCAAAAUGUAAAAGCUAAAAAUAUAUAAUUUCUAGAAGAAAAUAUAAGGGAAAAUCUUUGUGACCUUAGGUUAGGUUAUGACA